AUGUCACUCACUGUGCGUCUCCCCUACUCUCUGUUUAAGCCCGUGCUUUUUUUUUAUUGUUUUGCUUCUCUUUUUCUCCCCUCUCUCUCUCUCUCUUCCUUUCUCUCUCUCUCUCCUCCUUUCUCAGUUUAUCUUUCCCACUCUCUUUCCCUCUCUCUUUCCUUCUCGCCUCCUUCUCUCUUUGACUUUCCUUCUCUCUCCCACUCUCUUAGUCUCUCUUUCUCACAUUCCUUUUUUCCUCCAUUUACCUCUCUUUCUUCCUGUCACUCUUACUCUUUCUCUCUCUCUUAUAUGACAUUUCCCGCUCAUUCUUUCUCUCUGUUUCAUUUUCUCUCGCUGUCUCACAACUUCUCCAUUUGCCUCACUUUCUUUCUCUCACAUUGUUUCACUUUCUCUUUCUUUCGUUCACUUUCUCACAUUCAUUUUCUCCUCUAUUUCCCUUUCUUUCUUUCUUUCUUUCUUUCUUUCUUUCUUUCUUUCUUUCUGUUUCACUUUCUACUAGCCGCCGAAACGCAGCGUCGGCAGCAUAGCGCGUCCUCCCGACCAGCGUUCAGUCUUCGUCGUUGCCGUUGGCGAGACGAACGCUCGCACGAAAAAGAACGAUACCUGGUUGAUCCUGCCAGUAGUCAUAUGCUUGUCUCAAAGCUUAAGUCAUGCAAGUGUAAGUUCACGCCACGCAUUACAACGGGCGAAACCGCGAAUGGCUCAGGAACCGGACCUAAUCCUCGAGACCGUAAUCCUCCUUGGAGGCGAUGGAUAACUGUGGCAAUUCUAGAGCUAAUACAUGUGACACAAGCCGCGAUCGGUCGGCGCGUCGCCGUCGCCUGCGUGCCGUCACGCGCGUGGGCACACGCGUCGACCGUUACGGGUCGCGGCGCUACAUAUUAG
Messenger RNA from Acanthosepion pharaonis, 888 nucleotides. The record is from the annotation of a GenBank genome assembly. NCBI's taxonomy places the organism in Eukaryota, Metazoa, Mollusca, Cephalopoda, Sepiida, Sepiidae.